Molecule: messenger RNA, 2374 nt
Organism: Chroicocephalus ridibundus (black-headed gull)
Lineage: Eukaryota; Metazoa; Chordata; Aves; Charadriiformes; Laridae
Gene: SERPING1
Product: serpin family G member 1
Exons: 9
Coding region: 189-1742 (517 amino acids)
Biological process (GO): negative regulation of endopeptidase activity
Molecular function (GO): serine-type endopeptidase inhibitor activity
Source: RefSeq, a predicted model, not a curated record
CCCCCCGGCCACCCCCCACCCCCGCGCUGGCACUGCUGGGUGCUGACACCGGGACCCCCGGCACCGCCACGGCCCCGCGCCCCUGGUCUGACCCCGCUGCCCGUGAUGACACGGGGGCAGGGCCGGAGCCGGCCAGACCCCCCCGCGCCCGGCCGGACACACAGGGACCCGACCCGCCGGCACCCAGGAUGCCCACCAUGACGCUCUGGCUGCCCCUCCUGUGGCUGGUGGCCGCAGCCACGGCCACUGUCACCCCGGUGCCCUCCCCGGAGGUCUCUCCCAGCUGGCUGAAGGUCCUCAUACAGCACCCGCUGACGCCGGAGCCCCCCCAUCCUGCACCAGGCCCACCGGGGGAUGCGGGGGCACCCCUCCUGCCCGUGCCCACCCCCCCUGCCCACCUCAAGGACGUGCCUGGCUCGGAUGCCGCCCCCCCCAACGCCACAGACCCCCCUAGCUUUGAGGAGGCUGAAGGAGCACCCGAGGAGCUGAGCACCGUGGCCAACGGCAGCACAACAGCGCCGGUGCCCAGCACCACCCUUGCCCCCCCCAGCACCACCCUUGGUCCCCCUGGCACCCAGGGCACCAUCGCUCCGCCGUGCCCUGGGGACGAGGAGCCGGCCGAGGGCUGCGGGGAGCCCACGGGGGAGCAGCGGGCGGCCGUGGCCGAGGCGUUGGGCACCUUCGCCCUCCGCUUCUACCAGCACAUGGCAGAGGCUGCCCAGCCCGAUGCCAACCUGCUCUUCUCCCCCAUCAACGUCGCCAUGGGGCUCUCGCACCUCCUGCUCGGCGCCCGUGGCGAGACCCGAGAGCGCCUGGGUGCCAUCCUGGCGUACCCACCGGGGAUGGCCUGCCUGCACGGCGCCCUGCGGCAGCUCGCCAGCGCGCCCGGGCUCUUCUCGGCCGCGCAGAUCUUCCACCACCCAGAGCUGCAGCUCCGGACCCGCUUCCUCAACGAGUCGCUGCGCUUCUACGGCGCCCGGCCGCAGGCGCUGAGCGGCAACGAGAGCCUGGACCUGCUGCGUGUCAACGAGUGGGUGCGCGGGGCCAGCCGGGGGGUCCUGCCUGGCCUCCUGCCCGCCAUGCCUCCCCAGCCCCGCCUGCUGCUGCUCAGCGCCGUCCACCUCCGCGCCGCCUGGCGCACGCCCCUUGAUGCCAAGUGGACGAUGCCGCUGCCCUUCCUGCGCCCCGGGCGCCCCCCCCGCCUGGUGCCCACCAUGACCAGCAAGAAGUACCCGGUGGCUUCCUUCACUGACCCCCGCCUGCAGGUCCAGGUGGGGCGGCUGGAGCUGAGCGGGGGGCUGAGCCUGGUGGUGCUGGUGCCGCGGGGGCCCCUGGGGGCGCUGGGGACGCUGGAGCGGGCACUGGACCCCCCCACCUUCCUGGGGCUGCUGCGGCGGGUGGCCCGCACCCCCCCCCAGGCCACUGCGCUGGCCCUGCCCCGCCUGCGCCUGGACCUCGCCCUGGACGUGGUGGCCCUGGUCCACGACAUGGACUACGGGCUGUUCCUGGACGCGGAGCUGUGCGGGCUGGCGCGGGGCCCGGCGGUGGCGGUGGACACGGCGCGGCACCGGGCAGUGCUGGCGCUGGACGAGGCCGGCGUGGAGGCAGCGGGCGCCAUGGCCACCUCGGUGGCCCGCACGGCCCUGCUGCUGGAGGCCCUGCGCCCCUUCCUCUUCGUCCUCUGGCACGACGCCGACGCCGUCCCCCUCUUCAUGGGCCGCCUCAGCGACCCCCAGCCCUGACCCCGGCCCCUGCCCACCUCCCGCCCUCCCUCCAUCCCUCCCUCCUCUCACCCCUCUAUCCCUCCUGCCCUCCCUCCAUCUCUCCUUCUCUCCCUCCAUGCCUCGCACCCUCCACUUCUCACCCCUCCAUCUCUCCCUCCUGCCCUCCCUCCAUCCCUCCUGCCCCCCUGCCCUCCCUCCUCUCACCCCUCUAUCCUUCCUGCCCUCCCUCCAUCCCUCCAUGGCUCGCACCCUCCACUUCUCCCCCCUCCACCUCUCCCUCCUGCCCUCCCUCCAUCCCUCCCUCCUCUCUCCCCUUCAUCCCUCCAUCCCUCCCUUCAUCCAUCCCUCCCUCCUCCUGCCCUCCCUCCAUCCCUUGUCCCUCCCUCCUUCCUCUCCUCCCUUUCUCCCUCCCUCCCUUUUUACCCCUCCUUCCCUCUUUCCUUCCCACCACCCUCCAGUCUCCCUCCUUCCCUCUUCCCUCCCUCCAGCUCUCCUUCCCUCCCUCCUUCCACCCCCACACACCUCCCCCCCAUCUCCCACCCCUCCCUCCCCUGCCUGCCCCCCUUUCCCUCCCCCUCCACACCCCCCAGCCCCACAGGGCACUAUGGGGUCCCUGCCCCCCCACUCUCCCCCGUGCCUCAGUUUCCCCA